Messenger RNA from Dermochelys coriacea (leatherback sea turtle), 470 nucleotides. RefSeq names its product cytochrome b-c1 complex subunit 8. The record is from RefSeq and is a predicted model, not a curated record. The transcript is spliced from 3 exons. Gene Ontology annotation, biological process: mitochondrial electron transport, ubiquinol to cytochrome c. NCBI's taxonomy places the organism in Eukaryota, Metazoa, Chordata, Testudines, Dermochelyidae. Bases 90 to 338 code for a protein of 82 amino acids.
CGGAAGGGAGGCGCUGCGAGCCCGCAGAGACGUGACCUCCGGGCGUCCGAGCGAGCAGCUGCGAGCGGGCCUGGAACAAGCAAUUAAAAAUGGGUGGCCAUUUUGGAAACUUGGAAAGAGUGAGGCAUGUGAUCACUUAUAGCUUGUCUCCAUUCGAGCAGAGGGCAUUCCCUAACUACUUCACCAAAGGAAUUCCGAAUGUAUGGAGGCGAUUUCGUUCACAGGUCUUCAGGGUAGCUCCUCCUUUUGUGGUGGCCUAUGUUGUUUACACCUGGGGGAACCAAGAAUUUGAGCGACUGAAAAGGAAGAACUCUGCUGACUUUGAAAAUGAUGAGUAAUACAGCUAAUAUAGAGAUCUCAGUGUAUUAAUGUCAGUGCCCCUUCCUUGUUUCUUAACUUGUUCACAUACACACAAAAGGAUAUUUAUUAUAGCAGGCUGCGAAAGCUUGUUCAAUAAAUCUUAGUUCCUA